Messenger RNA from Sordaria macrospora k-hell, 153 nucleotides. RefSeq lists its product as uncharacterized. The record is from RefSeq and is a predicted model, not a curated record. NCBI's taxonomy places the organism in Eukaryota, Fungi, Ascomycota, Sordariomycetes, Sordariales, Sordariaceae.
AUGGCUGAAGGGGAGCGCACCUUCCACCCAUUUCCGCGCCUCCCGGCUGAGCUCCGUCUACAAGUCUGGGAGCAGUCGCUGGACUAUGAACGUGAGGUUGAUAUCACGGUCCGCGUCGAAUUUACAUCUUCUCUCGCGAACGUCUACCCCUAA